Messenger RNA from Penicillium brevicompactum, 1719 nucleotides. RefSeq lists its product as uncharacterized. The transcript has 3 exons. Gene Ontology annotation, molecular function: FAD binding. The coding region runs from base 1 to 1719 and encodes 572 amino acids. Lineage: Eukaryota; Fungi; Ascomycota; Eurotiomycetes; Eurotiales; Aspergillaceae. The record is from RefSeq and is a predicted model, not a curated record.
AUGGGUUUGGAAGUGCAAACCCAGUUUCUUGUCGUGGGUGCCGGACCUGCGGGACUCGGCCUAGCCAGCUUUCUUGGACAACAUGAAUGUCUGCGCGACCUGGGGAUUGAGAAGCAAGCUCUUGAGCAAUCAGUCCGCGGUCGUGCCUUUCAGUCAAUGCGCUGGUCCCAGAGCAUGGUCGGCGAAGAAUAUGGCAAAGUCCUAGGAUGGGCCGAGCAUCCGUCCUGUGUUGGCAACGCGUUCGGCAUCACUCCGUGUGAGUAUGCUGAGUUCUCCCAGUCGGAAUUGGAGCCUCUUCUAGUGCGGUAUGCUUCUCAUCACAAGUUCCAAGUCCGGUUCUCUACCGAGUUGGUGAGCUUGCAGGAGCUAGACUGUGAUGGUGUGCAGGCAGGGUACAUAUGCACUAUCCGGGACAAUCUCACCCAUGGGACCUUCCACGUCCGCACCCAGUACCUGUUCGGUGCAGAUGGGGCACGAAGCCAGGUAGCCCGGCUGCUGGAUUUCAAGUAUCUCAGCAAGCCCAGUGGUGGCAAGGCCUGCAAUAUUCUUAUUCGCGCGGACCUGGCAAGUCAUAUGCACGAGGACCGCCACGCUGCUCUUCACUGGAUCUUGAAGCCCGAUCGGACUUCAUUCUUCGGCCUCGUGGCACAUCUGCGCAUGGUCCGUCCCUGGGAUCAAUGGGUGCUGGUAGGCUUUGGUCCAAAUGGUAGCGACCCAUUCGAGGGGCUGACGCCUGAAAGCCCCGAGUUGAUCCAUUGUAUACGGGAACUAAUUGGAGAUGAAUCUGUUGAUAUCGAGAUUCUGCGUAUGGAUCACUGGACUGUGCGUGAAAGUAUCGCCGAGAUUUACUCCAUUGACGAUGCUAAUGUUUUCCUCCUUGGUGAUGCCGCACAUCGCCACCCUCCUGCAUUUGGGUUGGGGAGUAAUACUUGUGUUCAGGAUGCGUAUAAUCUUGCGUGGAAGGUUGCAUAUGUGUCUAAGGGACUUGCAGGCCAUCAGUUGUUAGCGUCAUACAGCAAGGAGCGCCAGCCCGUUGGUGCUAUGCUUGUUCGGGAGGCUAAUAACGGCCUUCACGCGCAAAAGGAUGUCUGGCAAUCAGUGGGAAUGUUUGCUGCAACCCCGGAAGAAGGUUCAAAACAACUGUCUGUGCUGUUUCAACCAACUGAUGAAGGGGCGGCGUAUCGCGAGAAAGUCCAUCAUGCCAUGAAGCACAUAGAGACCGAGCUUCAUAGUUGGGGUGCCGCUUACAAUCAGUGGUACGAAUCAACUGCGGUCUAUCUUGCGGACGAGGAGAACGGCAGGCCAGAAUUAGAGGGCAGUCCAAUCCUGCAAGUUCAAGUCACAACAUAUCCUGGCAGCCGACUCCCUCACGCUUGGCUGGAUAUCCCUACCCGUGGCAAGAAAGUUUCGACACACGACCUAGCUGGCAAAGGUGCCUUUUGUCUCUUCACGGGGAUCGGUGGUGACGGUUGGAAAGAAGCAGCCAAAAACAUCGCCAGCUCAACCGGAAUCCCUAUCAAUGUGUGUGGUAUCGGCUUCGGGCUCGACUACAGUGAUGUGCAUCGGGACUGGCAUGAAAACCGAGGGGUGGAAGAAAGUGGCUGCGUUCUUGUCAGGCCGGACAGAUUUGUUGCUUGGAGAUCUAAGAAAUUAGUCCCCGACUGCCAGGGCGCGCUAACGCAUGUUUUGAACUCGAUUCUCUCUAGAGAUCAGGUAUGA